AUGUCAUCUGACGAGAAACAAAGUCAUCUGCCACCCUCCUCAUCCUCUUCUUCAAAUACGGUGCAGGAUGCUAUUGACCCUUCAGCGAAGGAGCAGCCUCCUGGCGACGGCAUAACCGCAACCGAUGACGGCGGAGCGGCGCUGGAGGCUGCGCAACCAGAGCAGCCUAAUCCGAAUGCCGUCCCUCCGCCACCCAACGGCGGUACUUUGGCUUGGUUGCAGGUUCUUGGUGGAUUCUUCCUCACAUUCAAUGCAUGGGGUAUCACCAAUACAUUUGGAUCAUACCAGGCAUACUACGAAACAAAUAUGCUCAAGAGUUCAAGUUCAUCCGACAUCGCCUGGAUUGGAUCUGUUCAAGCCUACCUUAUGCUGGUAACAGGCACCCUAGCCGGACCCAUCUACGAUGCCGGAUACCUCCGCGCCCUUUUGCUCGUCGGAUCCUUUAUGAUUGUCUUUGGCCACAUGAUGCUGUCACUUUGCCAUCAGUACUGGCAAGUCCUGCUAUCUCAAGCUUUCUGCGUCGGCAUUGGCGCAGGUUUGGUCUACGUUCCCAGUGUCGCUAUCCUUUCCACCUACUUCACCACCAGGAUCGGGGCGGCCAUUGGCAUAGCGGCUUCAGGCUCCUCCCUGGGAGGCGUCAUCUACCCAAUCGUCUUGCACAGGCUUCUUCCACGGAUCGGAUUCGGAUGGGCCACUCGCGUGCUGGGCUUCAUGAUGCUAGGCACGCUGAUUAUCCCAAACAUCGUGUUGCGCAUCCGCGUUCUUCCUCCUCAAACACGCACUCUAUUCGAUCUCAGGGCGUUUUUGAAUCCCCCGUACUCAUUUAUAACCUUUGGCUUCCUGUUGGGUUUCGCCGGACUCAAUGCACCCUUGGUUUUUGGCCAAAUCUUUGCAAUUUCGCAAAAGAUUACUAAUGAGGAUCUUGGGUUUUAUCUCAUCGCCAUUUUGAACAGCACUUCGCUCUUUGGCCGUAUUCUGCCGAAUCUCCUGUCGGAUAAGAUUGGCCCGUUCAAUGUCAUCAUACCAUGCGUUCUCAUGUCUGCGAUUCUCUGCAUACUCUUCUUGACCGUCACAACCUCGACCGGCAUUAUCGUCCUCAUGGCGUUCUAUGGUUUCUUUUCCGGAACCUUUGUGUCAUUGCCUUCGACGAUUAUCAUCUACAUCAGCGGCAAUACUAAACACAAGAUCGGUACACGCCUGGGCCAGGCUUUCUUCUUCUGUGCGAUUGGUAUAUUGAUUGGUACACCUAUUGGCGGCCAAAUUCAGAAGCACAAGGGCUAUGAAAACCUGUGGAUCUUUGGAAGUUGCUUAUUAUUUGCAUGCGCGGCCUUCAUUCUUGUCGCGAAGUUUACUUGGGAGGGAUUUAAACUGAAGAAGACAAACUAA
Bipolaris maydis ATCC 48331 is the source of this 1386-nucleotide messenger RNA. RefSeq names its product major facilitator superfamily domain-containing protein. Lineage: Eukaryota; Fungi; Ascomycota; Dothideomycetes; Pleosporales; Pleosporaceae. Gene Ontology annotation, cellular component: membrane. The record is from RefSeq and is a predicted model, not a curated record. Gene Ontology annotation, biological process: transmembrane transport. Gene Ontology annotation, molecular function: transmembrane transporter activity.